Phycodurus eques (leafy seadragon) is the source of this 2931-nucleotide messenger RNA. It is a transcript of the gene plpp6, whose product is annotated as phospholipid phosphatase 6. The record is from RefSeq and is a predicted model, not a curated record. Gene Ontology annotation, molecular function: sphingosine-1-phosphate phosphatase activity. Bases 146 to 1009 code for a protein of 287 amino acids. The transcript has 2 exons. NCBI's taxonomy places the organism in Eukaryota, Metazoa, Chordata, Actinopteri, Syngnathiformes, Syngnathidae.
GUUGCGAUAGAACAACAAAUAUGGCGUAGCAGGGCUUCAGUACUUUACAGUCGACGAGAUCAAGCGUCGACAGCCAGGCCAGCGCAACACUGCGUAGACAUUCCCACUGCGGUGCCAGCCCGCCGCAGCGACACUAGCCGACAAAAUGUCUUCACCGAAGGCGAAAACCCCGGGUCGCGCCGGCGGCAGUGGGGGGAGCCCGGUGCUCGGUGGCACCAACAACGGCCGCUACGAGUUCAUGUCGCUCACCAAGCCGCUGAGCCGGUCGUCGACGCCGCCUCAUCCCCUCCAGCGGCAGAGCUCCGACGGGGCCGCCGCGCGGCUCCGCGCCUCGGAGAGCCCCACUCGUCGCCGCGGCUCCGGCUCCUCCAACGGCUCCGGGCCGCCGGAGGAGGACGGCAUUCGGCUCAACCCUUCGCUCCUCCGCGUGGCCCUCAGCUCGCUGCUCGCCAUCGACUUGUGGCUGUCCAAGAGUCUCGGGGUGUGCGCCCGGGAGGACUCGUCGUUGGGGAGUGCGCGGCCCCUGAUGAAGCUCAUCGAGGUGACGGGCCACGGCAUCCCCUGGCUGGCUGGAACCGCCUACUGCCUCUACAAGAGUGACAGUGCUGCCGGGCAGGAGGUCAUGCUCAACCUCUUCAUCGGUCUUCUGCUGGAUCUGGUCCUGGUGGGCGUGGUGAAGGCGACGGUGCGGCGGCGGCGGCCAGCCCACAACCGCAUGGACAUGUUCGCCACCUUCUCGGUGGACCGCUACUCCUUUCCGUCGGGCCACGCCACCCGCGCCGCCAUGUGCGCCCGCUUUCUUCUGGCGCACCUGGUGCUGGCCGCCCCGCUGCGGGUCCUGGUGCUGCUGUGGGCGGCCACGGUGGGGCUGAGCCGCGUCAUGCUGGGCCGCCACAACGUCACAGAUGUGGCUUUUGGCUUCUGGAUGGGCUACUGCCAGUACAACCUGCUGGAGGCGCUGUGGCUCUCGCCUCAGAGCCUGCAGGCGCUGCUGGGACAUGUAGCAUAACAAUCAGACACUUAAUGUUAUCAUUGCCAAAAUUGUGGGAAUGCUGAAGAGCAGUCAUGCACUUUUUCGACACGCUACUCCUUCCACACUUCCCAACCGAUUCAAACCGUUCCGACUUCAAAAUAUUCGCAAAAUUCAGGACAUCUUUUCAUUUCCCACAAAUUCCCACAUUUUUCAGCAGUCCACAUUUUCAGUGGAAAUAAAUCUCAUUGAAAUGAAUGAGACAUUUUACAGAUUUAACUAACCCUUCCAUAUUUUUAGACCAAUUUAAACCAUUCCAACUUCAAAAUGUUUACAAAAUUCAGGACAUCUACAACCCCGCCGCCAAAAAAAAAAAAAAAAAUAAUCCAUUUCACCAAUCCACAUUUUCCAUGGCAAGAUUUCCCAAAUCCAUCCAUGCAGGCAGUUUUAACAUAUACAUAUUGAACUCACCGUAUUCAAAUUUCUUAACUGUCUCAAACCAUUCCAACUUCAAAAUAUACCCAAAAUUCAGGACAUCUUGGGAACCACGUUUCCAAAUUCAUCAAAUUCCUGCUUUUCCAUAGUUCCACAUUUUCCAUGAUAAUAAAUCUGAUUGAAAGGAACGGGACCGUUUACAAAUGUAACUAAUUCUUCCAUAUUACUCAACUUAUUCAAACCACUCCAACUGCAACAUAGUCACAAAAUUGAGGAUACCUACAAGCCAUUUUUACAUUGCCAAAAAUCCCCACAUUUCUCUCUCAUCCCCAUUUCCCAUGGCAACAUUACAAAAUCAUUUCCGACAUUUGACAUGCCUUAACUGAGUGAGUGACCAGUUCCAAAUCCAAAAUAUUCACAAAAUUCAGCACAUCUUGCAACCAUAUUCCUGCAAUUCCACAUUUUCCAUUGAAAAUAAAUCCCAUGCAAACAAAUUUUCCAAAUUUAACUCAUCCUUCAAUAGUUGUCAACUGAGUCAAACCAUUCCAAAAUCAAAAUAUUCGCAAAAAUUCAGGACAUCUUAGGAAGCACUUCACAUUUCUAUGAAAAUAAAUCCCUUUGGAAAUGGACAUAAUUUACACAUUUACCUCUUUCUUUCAUGUUUCUCAACUGAUUCAAAACACCCCGACUUAAAAAUACUCAUAAAAAUCAGGACAUCUUUGAUUCCAACCAUUCGAACUUCGAACUGAACUCUUCAGCUCAUUCGAUACAUUUUGAGUUUUUUUAUUUUUAUUUAUUAAGUCCCAAAUUAAUGGAUACCUUUUUUUUCUUUUUUCUUUUGAUACUCUUAAUCAUUUCCAGUCCUAUAUUCAAGAUGCAUUCCAUUUUACAUAAUUGCCCAGUAUUUCAGUUCAUCUUCAGCUCUCCAGCAUUCACACACAAUUUCUACAAAAAUGUCUUAAGUUAUUGUUUUUAUUCGAGCUGCACUAAUGUGGAUCAUGUGAAAUAUUCAUUGUCCCACAAGGGGGAGUUGUGGGUGCAGUCCAAUACUUUGUCUGGUCCAGUUUUAUAUGGUGCCUCUUAAAGGCAGUUUUAUCUUUUGCAAUCCAGAAGUCAACAAGGUUCUUGUUUUGCCACGUAGCAUGUACUUGUAAAUAUACUUGAAUACCAAGAGACUGUUCAGUCAAGAGGUGCAAGGAGCAUGAAGGGUUUUUUAUUGUUUUGUUUUGAUUUUAUCCUUGGCCUAGGCUGCGUCUGUCCUUUUGCGCGGGAUGUUGUUCAAAAUCAAUAGGGUUCUUGCUUUAACGUGGAUAAAUAUAAUCCCUGAAAGCACGAAUAGUGUGACCAGUUGACAAGUGAUGGAGGGUGUUUUUUUGUUUUGUUUUUUUUACACUUAGUUUGUGAUACAUCUGCCAUUUUGUGUUUGGUGUUGUUCACAAAAAUUCCAAAUCAACAGGGUUCCUGUUUUGACACACGGCACAUACUACUGUAAAUAAAUGCUUAUAAACUGUUGAAUUAAAAGGAGU